GGCAUUGGAACCUGCAUCUCAACAUCGUCUUGCGCCGGAACAAGUGUACCAGGUUACUGCCCCGGAGCAGAUAAUAUCCAAUGCUGUGUUCGAACAUGCAAAACUCCGUUAGGUUCUGGCUUUUGUGACAAAACAUCCAACGCCUGCACGGGGGGAGCAUAUAUAGCAGGAUACUGUCCAGGAGCGUACAAUAUCCAAUGCUGCGUC
Messenger RNA from Hyaloscypha bicolor E, 207 nucleotides. RefSeq lists its product as uncharacterized. NCBI's taxonomy places the organism in Eukaryota, Fungi, Ascomycota, Leotiomycetes, Helotiales, Hyaloscyphaceae. The record is from RefSeq and is a predicted model, not a curated record. The annotation marks the transcript as partial. The transcript has a single exon.